Physeter macrocephalus (sperm whale) is the source of this 5883-nucleotide messenger RNA. Its product is annotated as receptor-type tyrosine-protein phosphatase V-like. Gene Ontology annotation, cellular component: signaling receptor complex. The record is from RefSeq and is a predicted model, not a curated record. NCBI's taxonomy places the organism in Eukaryota, Metazoa, Chordata, Mammalia, Artiodactyla, Physeteridae. Gene Ontology annotation, biological process: peptidyl-tyrosine dephosphorylation involved in inactivation of protein kinase activity. Gene Ontology annotation, molecular function: protein binding; protein tyrosine phosphatase activity.
AUGGCCUUUCUCUCCAGAGGCCCUCCUGCUCCUGCCGCCCCCCUGCCCCCGGCGCCUGCCGCCUUGAUGUCCCUGGAUGCCACGCACACGUGCACCCGGGCAGGUGUGUGCACCCUCGUGGCUCACGAGUGCUGCCUGCGUACACCGUCAGGCCACGCACGUGGCCAGGCUGCCGGCACGCACACCCCCUCGCCCCACGCGACAACCUGCUCAGACGGACCCGGGCCUACCCGCUCCCUGGGGACCUUUCCCGGGGCCUGGGAGGUGCCCAAGGCCAGGCUUCAGCAGCGGAAGCGGAAGGGGGGCCGGAAGAGCGAGGGCUGCCGGGCAGCAGCGGGGGAGACGGGCUGGUGUGCACGCGGGAGCCCGGAUGCGGGACCUGUACCCUGCCUGCCGCUGCCUCUGGCUGGCUCUCUCCAGAAGGAGUCAGUAAGAUUCCGAAUUAGGGUGUUUCCACUCUACUUCUCCAGCCUCUGCGGGUCCACCAAAGUGAGGUGCCCAGCCACGCGAGAGGACAGCCUUUUCUCUGGUCCUGGCUGGAGCCCAGAGCCUCUGCACGUCUCUUCCCACCCCCUUGCCCCCGCCCUACAGGAAGACAAGUGCCACUCCCUGGAAGGGGGUCCGCCCGGGGAGAGUGGAGGACCACCUCUGAGGGUGAAUGUCAGCGUCCAGGGGAGGUCCGCCAGCCACGCCCUCUGCCUCAGCCGCCCGACCGCCCUGGGCUCCCCGGAAGAGCAGCCACUCCGGGCCCACACCGGCGCGUCCAGCUUCGAGUUCCGGGACCUGGGGCCGGGAAGGCGCCACCAGCUGGAGGUGACGGCCCCGCGCCCCUGCGGGCAGAACUCCGCUGUCAUCCGCGCUGCCCACCCAGCCCUGUUGACUGUCCAGGACCUGCAGCUCCGUAGCUCGGGGAGCCCGUCCCACCUGGAGGCCUGGUGGGGCGCUGCCCCCGGCGGGCAGAAUGGCUACCAGACUCUCCUCUACCACCUGGAGUCCCAGACAUUGGCUCACAAUGUCUCCGCGUCCCCGGGCACCCUGUCCGACAACUGUAGUGACCUCUUACCCGGCAGCGCGUACGUUCUGCAGGUUCCCACCUGGGCUGCCGCCCUCCAAGCGAAGACCAGCAUCCAGCAGCGGACAGCGCCUGUGCCUCCAGCUCAGCUGGCGCCGCGUGCCAGUGCCCUGCAGGCCUCCUGGAACGGCUCUGGGGGCGCCGCCUGGCUGCGUCUCGUGCUCACAGACCUCCUCGGCGGCUCCAACCUGACGGCGGGGGUCACACGGGGCAUCUCCGGUCACACCUUCCCUCGCCUCUCUCCGGGAACGCCCUGUGAGCUGACGCUCUGCGCUGUUGCCGGGCCCCAUCUGGCGGCCGGGCCCAACGCCACCGAGUGGCCCUACCCCUCAGUCCCCCUGGAGCCGGCGCUCGCCGCCCGGCCCCCAGAGCUCUGGGCCACCUGGAAGGCAGGGCUGGGGGCCCGGGAUGGCUACCUGCUCAGGCUAAGUGGGCCGGUGGAGAAGACCAUCACGCUGGGCCCCGGGGCCCUUAAUGCCACGUUCCCAGGGCCCCUGCCCACCGGACACUACGCUCCAGAGCUGAGGGUUCUGGCCGGGCCCCAUGACGCCUGGCCCCAGGCCGGCCGGUGCCUGGCUGGAUGGAGAGUCUGUGCUGGCGGGGUGCAGGCUGCGGCCCUGCCCACCGGACACUACGCUCCAGAGCUGAGGGCUCUGGCCGGGCCCCAUGACGCCUGGCCCCAGGCCGAUGCUGCAGCCCAGCGCUGGAAAGGCAAUGGUACCGAGCUGCCCCUGGACGGGCUGGAGGCCAGCAGGGAGCCUGGGAGCCAGGUACUGCCCUACACCCAGGGAGCCCCCAGCCUCCUCAGAAACAUCGCUGGGCCACCUGGUGCCGCCCAGGUCACUCUCCAGGGACCUGGGGCCCACUACCAGGUGGGCACCGUCUCCUCUCCGGGCAACACCACCCUGAGCCCCACAAGUCACACAGGGCCCCUGGCACCACGGUCACUGGAGGCCGUGGGCAGGGGGAGCCCCUCUGACUUGACCGUUGGCUGGGCCCCAGCACCAGGGCAGCUGGAAGGCUACAGGGUCAGCUGGCGUCAGGAGGGCAGCCAGAGUUCGCUGGGCGGUCUUGUCAACUUGGGGCCCGAUAAUUCCAGCCUGAUGCUGCGGGGCCUAGUGCCCGGCUCCUGCUACACCGUGUCGGUGCGGACGGGGGCAGGGAACCUCAGCUGCAGCGUCCAGAGGGCCAGCGCCUGCCCCCGUGAGUUCCUGGCUGCGGGCCCCGGGGGGGCGGCCCCGCGGUGGCGGUGGGGACCAACGUCCUUCACAUGCCGCCCUCUGUGUGCCACGCUCCCGACUUGGAAGCCACGCGUCCAUCCAAGGUGGUCCGCUCCUGAAUCUGUUUGCAAGCAUUCCCCACCUCCUGUCAUCUGCUCGGCCAUCCACCCAUUCCCUGCGCCUCCCGCCAGCCUGAGCCUGGGCCUGGCCGCCCAGCCCCCUGCCCUGCGGGCUGUCUGGAGCCCCGCCUUCGGGGGCAGGGACGGCUUCCUCCUGCGGCUGUACCGCCUGAGCCCCCUGGCUCUGGAGGGUGAGGAGACCCGGGCCCCUGAGGCACAGAACUUCUGGGCCCAGCCGGCUCCGGGCACCGGGUUCCUGGCGUGCUGGCCACACUGCGGGGGCCGGGCGAGAGCAGCGGCGCCAGUGCCACAGGCUGGACACGCCGCUGGGUUGACUGCGCUGGCUCCCUCGGGCGUCAGGACACCCCUCGCCCUGGCCGAGAGUCCCCGGGGCCUGGCCCUUCUGGCACCAGGAAGGCGGACAGACCUGGGCUCUGCUCCCGUGCGCUGGCAUGGUCCCUCGAGCUCUCUCACGACCAGCGGCGGGGAGGACCCUGAGACCUCGGACCGGCCUGGGAGGAGUGGGAAAGCUCCGGCCAGGGGCUCUAACCGGCUCAGCCCCGGAUCGGGCCUGUGCCUCUUUGAGCCUCAGUUUACAAAGGAGGGGUCCACCAGCCCCCUCGCCCCCCCUCUGGUAAGUGUGGCCAGUGGAGGCCCCACCCAGCCCCGGGCAUCCUGGGUCCACGCGCCGUGGGGCCGGGACGGCUACCGGGGGACCGUGUACCAGGCAGGCGUCCCGGAGGGCUCCAGCCCCGUGGGGGCCCAGGUGGACGGUGCCAGUUUCUCGGCUCUGACCCCUGGCACUGAGUACGAGGUGCAGGUGGUCGCACAGGCCGGGCCCCUCCGUGCGGCGACAGCCAGCGCCUCCGGCUGGACCUCCCCACUGGCGCCCGUCGAGCUGCUGGCGUCCGUGCAGGCGGGCAGUGCUGUGGUCAGCCUGGCGGGGCACGGAGCGCGCCGCGCACGGCUCUCAGAGGCCGGGCCCCUGUCCCAGGAGCAGCCCCUGGCGCUGGGCCAAGCCCACCUGGUCCUGAGGGACCUCACACCUGGACGCAGCCUCUCCCCGUGCGUGCUGUGCCAGGCGGGGCGGCUCCAGGCCUCCACGCACCCCGUGCUGCUGCCCGUGGAGCCCGACCCCGCGGAGGACGUGCGGUGCCGGCCCGAGGUCACGCGCCGGGCCCGGGCCUGGAUGGUGCCCAAGGGCGCCGUGGACACCUGUCCGGUGGCGGCGGAGCAGCUGGCAGCAGGAGGGGACGCCCACCUCGUCUUCCAGGCCAACACCUCCGGGGAUGCCCUCCUGCUGUCCCGCCUGGAGCCCGCCGCGUCCUAGUGCCUCAGCCUCUCCGUGCGGGGCAGGAACGGCCUGUGGAGCUGGGCGGUCGCCGUGGUGUGUGCCGCUGCGGCCGAGGCCUGGCACUGCCCCCCGACUGGCCGAGGCCCCCAGCUGGAGCCUGAGAUGGGGAUGGGCGUGCUGGUCGCCCAGGGCGUGUUUGGCGAGGACGAUGGGCAGAUCCAGUGGUAUGGCGUCAUCGCCACCCCUAACAUGUCGCUGGCUCGGCCUCCCCGUGAAGCCAUCAACCACACCUGGUACGACCACUACUACGGGGGCCGUGACUCCUACCGGGCCGUCCCGCUCCCCAACCCCUUCUACCCGGGGCGCUGGGCCGUGCCGACGUCCUGGAUGGUGCCUGUGGGAACAGAGGACUGCGGCCGGACCCAGGACGUUUGUAAUGGGCAGCUCCAGCCGGGUUCCCACUAUGGGUUCAGUGUUGCGGCCUUUACCAGGUACAGCUCUGAGACCCUCAUCUGCUUCUCAGCCUUCUCAGAGCCCCGGGCCAGCGUGCCCCGGGCGGCCGUGCCCCUCCCAGCAGCGGUGGGCGCAGCGGGCCGUGUCCUUGCGCUUGGCGCCUUGCUGGGCCUGCGGUGCUGGAGGCGAGUGCAGGGCCGGAGGUCGGAGGAGAGCCUGUGCUCCCAGGAGCUGGCGGCUUACAACCUGUGGGCCCACCGGCCCCUCCCUGCCCACAGCUUCCGACAGGGCUACGAGGCCAAGGGCGCCCGUGCCCCCCAGCCUUUCUUUCAGGACUUCGAGGAGCUGAGCGUGGGCAAGGGGCAGCCUAGGCUGGGGGCCGAGCACCCUGCCGACACCGCUGAGAACCGCUACCCUCUCGUGCUGCCACGUGACCACUGCCGGGUCAGGCUGACCCCGCUGGACGGAGAGCCUCACUCCGAUUACAUCAACGCCAACUUCAUCCCGGGCCGCACCCGCCCGCAGGAGUUCAUCCCCACCCAGGGGCCUCUAAAGAAGACCCUGGAGGACUUCUGGCAGCUGGUGUGGGAGCAGCAGGUGGUGCUGUGUGAGCACUCCUGGCCAGCCGACUCACCCGUCGCCCACGGUCACAUCACCGCCUGCCUCCUGGCCGAGGAGCCCGAGGACGAGUGGACCCCGCGAGACUUCCAGCUGCAGCACGCUGCCCAGCAACUGCAGCGGACAGUGAAGCAGCUGCAGUUCACCACCCGGCCAGACCACAGCGUCCCCGAGACCCCCAGCUCCCUGCUGGCCUUUGUGGACCCCGUUCGGGAGCAGGAACGGGCCGCCCCAGGCGCAGGGCCCACCCUGGUGCAUGCAGGCGAGGCAGGCGGCGGGGCAGGCGUGGGCCGCGCGGGCACCUUUGUGGCCCUGUCCAGGCUGCUGCAGCAGCUGGAGGAGGAGAAUACAGUGGACCUAUUCCGCACGGUGUGCUCGCUGCGCCUGCACCGGCCCCUCGUGCUGCAGACCCCGAGCCAGUACAUCUUCCUGCGCGGCUGCCUCCUGAGCAGGAUCCAGGGAGGGGCCCCAGCACCUCUGAGUAGUGCAGCUCCGGGAACCUUGCCCGGUGGGGGACAGGGUCCCCGUCCCUGCCGCCAGCAGGCUGCCAACUCGGUCCACGCGGGGCCGGCGGCAUCCGGCACCCCGACGCGGCCGCGCCCCGCCCAGGCCGCAGCCCAUCCCCCUCCCGCUCCAGCCCUCAAGGACCAGGCCGGCUCUGCGGGAGAGAUGCCCGAAGCCUGGCUCUUCCCAACUCUGGGGGCUGGUGGGGCUCGCGUGCUGGUCUUCCUGUGCCUGCCAGACGCCCAGGAGAAGUCUCUAGUGUCCGGGGGGGCCCUGGAUUCCGAGCAGGUUACUCGGGGCGAGGGGGCACAGCCGCUGCCCUGUGUGCAGCAGGACCGGCCUGGCCCUGCACCCCGCGCCCCGGCCUUCCCGGGGGCUCGCUGCUGCGUGGCCAGAGCGGCGGGUUUUCUCUGCCUCCUCCGCUCCACCACGGUGCAGGAGUCUGGGGAGGGAAAACCAGGAGGAGAAGCAGAAAGGAGGGCAGGAGUGCUCACCGUGGUGACCCCAUCACCCACGGCCUCACCAGGGCCCAUCUGUCCCCUCAUCAACCACGAGGCCCUGGACGGCUGGUGCCAGAGGCGGGGCCCCGGCUGCUCCCGGUAG